AUGAAGAAAAUGAGAAAAUACUCAGGAGCAACCGGAUUGAAAGCCGUACCAAAUAUUCCUACAACGUUUGUACCAAGAGGUUCUCCGCAUUUUGUUGCCGCGCUCAGCGGUAGGGGUCAAGAAUAUCCACUACGGAAGACAUCUGUUUAUAAGAACGCUUCUUCUACUAAUCAACUGAAAAAGCAUAGCACAGUUUGCCGACCUAAUCUGCCAAUAAUUCAGGUCACUAUGGAGGAGAAAGAGGGCAAAGAUGCCAGGAACGUACAGAGAAAAGUGUCGUCUUCAUUUGCUCCUACACGUGUCGAACUAGGUUCUCUUGAAAUAAGCGAGAGGUGUAAUACAGCUUCUCAAGCGAAUGAAAAACAGCGAAAGACGUCGGUAAAGGAAAGAAUUGUAGUUGGUGAGACUCCACUAGGGAAAGACGUUGUUUUUCGCAGGAAAAUUUCCAAUACAGCGACUCCAAAAAUUACUAAAGCUGAGGAGAAGGAACGGUUGUUGAUGAAGUAUACACCACUUAACAAUGAGACAAUGAAUGUAGGCCAAUACAACAAAAAACAAAUAAAAAAAUUGUACUUUAGUAGGUACAAUAUUUCGAUGGAAGUCAGAAAAACUGCUGAACUUUUACCGUCACUGUCAAAGGAGAGAAAAACUAGGGGAACAAUCCUCUCGGAUUGGAUUGCUCGAGGUAGAACGCAAAGCCUCAAUUUUGAUUCUGGAAAGGCUGAAGCAAGGAAGAAGGCUUUUCGAGGAGACCCGUCCGCAGAUGCAAAUUCUAGGGACCGAGCGCAAAGCUUGAACUUUGAAAUACGGAGAUGUGAGAGUAGUGCUGGGUCUACUAAAAUAAGACAACCCAAGGACAGAAAGAAAGGAUUACACGAUAUAACAAGAGAGUUGAGGAAACAAAACUCGCCUCACAACACAGCAGAGACAAAAGAAUCUGCAAUUAAACCCAGUGGUUUGCCUUCAACGUUACUAGUUCCUUUUUCACAAAGCGCCAUCGUGGUAAAUACUUUUGAAGGAAAGCACUCACCUGUACGAGACAAUCUGGACAUCAAACCAUCUCGCAAAGAAUCUCAGGAUAGAAACGCUUUUCUAACGUUUCCUUCUUUAAGGGGGACAUCUUGGACAGGGGACUUAUAG
This is a messenger RNA of Porites evermanni, 1140 nucleotides long. The record is from the annotation of a GenBank genome assembly. Lineage: Eukaryota; Metazoa; Cnidaria; Anthozoa; Scleractinia; Poritidae.